AUGAUCAUACCUGCCAAUCUUUCGUUGAAGCGACCAGCUCCCAUGUUCCCUGAGCUCGAGAUCAACAACAAAACCACCAGUAUCACCAAGUGCCAGAGAUGGAGGAUCCGACCAAGAAAACGUUCUCGUUCCGAAUACCUAUGCGACAGUCCGAAAGGAGUAUCAUCGGAUGAUUGGAUGGAACUCGAGUCCAUGUUAGACGACGACUUGGAGCUUGAAGCUCUUCCGAUAUCCUUGGAAGCAAAUGAAUAUGUACACGAAGAGGAGGAAACCAUUCCCAACAACUUCACAAAGAUGAGCCGGACGUGUAGUGUGGAGGAUCUUAGAUCCACUCUGAUUUCAUCGUCAGCAGCUGCACCUCGAUCACGAUUGUAUGACGAAACCUCGUUCAUCAGCUCUGGUGAGGACAAGCGCCACAUUAUACCCACCGUACACGAGGAGGGGAGUCCCAUUGCUAUGACUAUGGGCUCGGAAACGAACAAGGGAAAAGAUCAUUCCGAAGCAGAGCUGUUGACGUUGACUUCCUUCCCAUUCCGCAUCUUCUCGGCGGAUGACAACUUUUUCCGUUUGACGGGUUUGGCAUCCAGCACCGUGGUCGGUGAACCACUACUAAGUGUGUUCACCAUGCAACAGUCCGAACUUGGGCCACGCAUUAUGGAUAGCCCUUGGGAAUAUUUUGGUAAAGAUGGCAAUACUGUGUCAGUCCCCAGUGGACAAGGAGGAGUGUCAACAAAUGGCGCUCCCGCUAGCAAUAUUACCCGCACCAUGAAAAUAGAGGCAGUUUGGGGAACCUCCCAAGACCAGAAACAAACCGCACAAGUUUCUCAUUACAGAGUGACGCUACACUAG
This is a messenger RNA of Cylindrotheca closterium, 849 nucleotides long. NCBI's taxonomy places the organism in Eukaryota, Bacillariophyta, Bacillariophyceae, Bacillariales, Bacillariaceae. The record is from the annotation of a GenBank genome assembly.